Archocentrus centrarchus (flier cichlid) is the source of this 4925-nucleotide messenger RNA. RefSeq names its product deltex 1, E3 ubiquitin ligase (gene dtx1). Gene Ontology annotation, molecular function: zinc ion binding. The coding region runs from base 643 to 2571 and encodes 642 amino acids. Gene Ontology annotation, biological process: Notch signaling pathway; protein ubiquitination. NCBI's taxonomy places the organism in Eukaryota, Metazoa, Chordata, Actinopteri, Cichliformes, Cichlidae. The transcript is spliced from 11 exons. The record is from RefSeq and is a predicted model, not a curated record.
AUGAGCGUCUACAGCAGCGCAGCGGCGGCUUUGCUCCGCACUCAAAACCGUGCAACUGGGGCAUGCAUUCACUUAACACAGCGGACCAACAAGCUGGUGUAGACUGUGGCGGAUUCACGGGAAUAAAACGACGUCUUGAUUUUCUGUAAUAACACCGGAUUACUGGAGUUUUUUAUCCCCCCUCCUUUGGUAAUCAGAUUUUCGUUCGGAGCCAGUGAAAUGCAGCCUCUACCUGACAGAUGUGUGGCGGCACAGCUGCAGCCUACAGAGAGUGUCUCCUGUCUACCUGCUGCAGAUCUGCUGCUGUGGUUGGCUGUGGAGGACUGAGACUCCUACAGCUGCAAAUCACAUCAUCAUCAGCAUCUGCCACUUCAAAGGCAGCAAGACACAAGAGGACAGAGGCUGCUUUUUGGAUGAUCAAAGCCGCAGAAGUCAGAAAGCACCUGUAGAUGAUGUCUCCAGCAGAGCCGUUUGCUUGAAAGCACCAUGAGAUAACUGGGGACUGCUACACUAAUCGCUGAUUCAAGCUUUUCUGUUUGGCAAUGAUGAAAAUGUUCCUGUGUGUCAGCUGACUGACAGGGUCGCAGUGGUGUUCUAGCACGGGACAUAGCCAGCAGCCGAAGCGCAAACACCACAGAGGAGAUGGCUCGUCCAGGAUCGGGGUUGUUGGUACCCUUGAAUGGGCUAGGGUACCCCCCUCAGAACCUGGCCAGAGUGGUGGUCUGGGAAUGGCUGAAUGAACAUGGGCGCUGGAGGCCCUACAGUGCAGCGGUUUGCCACCAUAUUGAAAAUGUACUGAAGGGGGAUGCCCGGGGAAGUGUAGUUCUAGGGCAGGUGGAUGCUCAGCUCUCUCCUUACAUCAUCGACCUGCAGUCCAUGCACCAGUUUCGACAAGACACAGGCACCAUGAGACCAGUCCAGAGGAACUUCUAUGAUCCGUCAUCCGCCCCGGGGAAAGGUGUGGUGUGGGAGUGGGAGAACGAUAACGGCUCAUGGACGCCGUAUGACAUGGAGAUCUGCGUGACCAUCCAGAACGCCUAUGAGAAGCAGCAUCCCUGGCUGGACCUGACCUCUCUGGGCUUCUGCUACCUCAUUGACUUCAACAGCAUGUCUCAGACCAACAGGCAGAGCCAGCGAAAGAGACGUCUGCGGAGACGCAUGGACCUGGCCUACCCGCUCAUCAUGGGCUCCAUCCCCAAGUCCCAGUCCUGGCCUGUGGGUGCCAGCUCUGGCCAGCCCUGCUCCUGCCAGCAAUGCAUCCUGGUUAACAGUACAAGAGCUGCCUCUAAUGCUAUCCUGGCUUCCCAGAGACGUAAGCUCCACGGAGGGACAGCGGGCAACGCGGGCACUACAGGAACCCUUACUGUAGUGCGGCAGAGCAACACCUUUGCUGGUACCUCAUUUUGGUCUGCGACAUCCAGCUCCUCUGGCACAAACAACAAUAACAUAAGUCUGGGAGGUGGACAAGCUAAAGCUGAACAGGUGCAGUUGCCACUGUCCACUGCCAACUUCCCCUGUUCCCCCGUGAUGCCAUCUCUUUCAUCCAGCCAUGGCCACCACACUCUCACCAUCAAUGGACAGAACAAUCUGAACCGGCCGGGCACCCAGCGCAUUUCUGUGGGGACUGCCAGAGGAACCAUCCCAGCAGGGGUUCCUGCCCUCCCUGUUAAAAACUUGACUGGUUCUGGACCAGUGCACCCAGCCUUAGCAGGUAUGACAGGUAUCCUGAUGUGCGCUGCAGGUCUGCCUGUUUGCCUGACUCGAGCCCCAAAACCUAUACUGCACCCACCCCCCAUCAACAAGAGUGACAUGAAACCUGUGCCAGGAAUCAACGGCAUGCGCCGCAAAACCAAGAAAAAGCACCUAAGAAGAGGAAAAAACCCAGAAGAUGUGGUGCGAAGAUAUACAGAGAAGAUUAAAGUGGUGCCCGACGAGGACUGUACCAUCUGUAUGGAGAGGCUAGUCAUGUCAUCCGGCUAUGAAGGCGUCCUGCAGCACAAAGGCAUCAAGCCAGAGCUGGUGGGCAAACUUGGCAAAUGUGGGCACAUGUACCAUCUGCUGUGCCUGGUGGCCAUGUACAACAAUGGCAAUAAGGAUGGGAGUCUUCAGUGUCCAACGUGCAAAACCAUCUACGGGGAGAAAACAGGCACCCAGCCCCCUGGGAAGAUGGAGUACCACGUCAUCCCACACUGCUUGCCGGGCUAUCCAGACUCCAAGACCAUCCGCAUUGUCUACGAUAUUCCUGCCGGGAUACAGACCAACGAGCACCCAAACCCUGGGAAGAAGUUCAGUGCCAGAGGGUUCCCUCGACACUGCUACCUCCCUGACAAUGAGAAAGGCAGGAAGGUCCUGAAGCUGCUGAUCAUGGCCUGGGACCGACGCCUCAUCUUCACCAUUGGCACAUCCAGCACCACGGGUGAAUCGGACACUGUGGUGUGGAAUGAGAUUCAUCACAAGACGGAAUUUGGCUCUAACCUGACAGGUCAUGGCUACCCUGACCCCAACUACUUGGACAAUGUCUUGACAGAGCUGUCGGCCCAGGGGAUUGGCGAGGACAACCUAAAGGACUGAUGGCCAGCAGAACUGGUACACCGAAACACAACCCACCAUGCCCAUCUCCCAGAGAGCGGGGACACUGCACGACUGGCAAACAUGCGGCUGACAACGCUUUACUCCACACAAACAAAAAUAUCCUGCAGAAAAGGUGGCUUGGUUAUAAUCAAUGUUUUUGGUUUGUGUAAACUAGGUUCCCUCCCCCUGCGGUCUCUAGAUCCAAUGCCUUGAGCAUGUUGUGUCCAUGGUAAAGUCUCUCAAAGGGUUAAGGAUUUCUGUCUUAAUGUUGGGCGCUUCAGGUGAAAGGUAUUUACCCCUUUUUAGAGUAAAACUGAUGCAGUUCCUCGUCACUUGGAGUAAAAUGACAAGGGGCUAUAACUAUACGCAAGCAUAUCUGUAAAAUGCUGAACUCCAGAAUGGCAUGACCCCGACUUCCACCGCACGAUGAAUGUUGAGCAAACACCUGCGACAGGGUGAGGUGUCAGUGGAUCAGCUGUUGCUUGGUAUUAUGAAGAUUUAAGAAUAUCAUAAAUAAAUCCAAAUUAACUAUUUGCUUCCCUUUUAUAAUAACUUAAUGGUGAAACUUGGUUAUGCGGUUUGAAAGAGAAGGUCAUGGCUCCAGUGAUGUCAUUUAUGGUUGAUGCUCUGAUAUUUUCCACUUCUGAUAGGUCAGGUUUUUUUGUAAGUACGGCAGUAUGUUUGUUCUAUAUUGCAUGAAGUAGAUUCCAGAGAGCUUAAGAUUAGAAGACUAUUGAUGUUUGGUAACAGUUAUAUGUUGUAUGGUUAACCUUGUGGACUGUCUGUGAGAGGAGACAUAAAAUAAGAUGAAAUAAGCUUCGCUCCAAGGUUUAACUCAUUUGUUUAGUUGACACGCUGUUGAUGAUGAUGAUGACCUCUGUGAAUAUAAAGCCCGCAUUAUUAUUAUUCCUGUUGGAGCGAACCCAGGUGUUGGCACAAUCCAUCAUGCUCACCAUACACAGGGGGCGAGCGUGCAGUCACGUGCUCCGAGGCAUUAAUAAGCUGAUGGACCUUCCUCUAUCUUUCAAAUACCGACAGCUUUCCCUUAGAGAUCCAUUUUGGGGAGAUCCUCUGCUCGCCUGCAGUCUCUUGUGAGCUUGUUUUGCAGUUUGGCACUGUACUUGGCUCAAGUGCCUGUAUAGUGAGCAGUUGAGCCUCGGGAAUGAGCAGCAUCUCAUUGCCUUCCUGAGCUCGUUUUGAGUUGUUGGGGCCCUUCCCAAUGUAUCCGUUCACCCCCGCUUUCCGCCUCCUCCUCAGCUGUGGAGCGCUCAUUCUACAAACCAUGCAAAGGCUGGUUGCGUGUGUUGCAGGCUAGGAACUAACCCCCCACCCACCCACUACAACUCCCUUAGAUUUCAUGCCCACAAACUUAAGACUUUUUGAAGGUCCUUGGUGGAGAUAUUGUGAUGUUUAUUUACUCUGUGAUAAAUUAUAACCCAGAGCUGCAUAAUUCUCCAUAAAUAUGUCUGAUCAAUUUUAAUAAGCAGGAGCGUUGAUGUCAGGUUUAUUAGGGGGUCACCCAGCAGUGGGCUUAAUUUUGGGGUGAAUCAUAGUCUUCCAUAGCACUUUGAGGCAACAUUUUUGUUUAUUAAGUCAUUUGGUUUUUAGAAAAAUGUCUUAAAUUGCAACUUAAUCUUUUUUAAGUUGAUGUUUAUAAACUGGCUUGCAAUGCUUUAACUAUAUAUAUGUAUACAUAUAUAUAUAUAUAUAUAUAAAAAUAUAUUUGCAGAUGUGAUAUACCUUUAAAUUUAAACUCAAUUUGAGUCAAUGGUGUAAGUUUAAUUUAUUUUUAUACUCUUCUAUAUAGAAAAUAUAAAGAUUGUCCCACAUAUCUGUACACAGGCACAUGAAACAUGAAUACAUAAAAUCUGGCAAAAUUUGUCAGGAUGUCAGGGACUGAAACAUGACUUGUUAUGGACAUCUUAUAUUAAAAGUAGUCUUAGUGUAUGCUGCUGUCAUUACCUUAAUGUAGAAUUGGUGUAGUUGAUCCCUGUGGGACACAAAUAAAUACAGUAAAUGUGUCUUUAUUAUUGGUGGGGCAGCUUUAGCAGCAUGAAGAUGGCUGUUAAUCCCGUGUAGGACAUUUCUCCUUUUUAUAGUUGUCCAGAACAUGGGGAUGGAUGUUGUUGGCCAUCCUAUGUUAUGGCUGAAGGUGAAAACAGCCUGGGUUAAAUAUCAAAUGACAAAAUAUUCUUAAGAGUUUGUUUAAGCUAAAUGAAGACUGGUGGGAUUUCUCUUAGUUAGGUGUCAAUCAGAAACGCAAGAAAUACAGCAAUAAGGGCCUUAAAAAGAUUUUCUUUUCUUUGAACCAGCACAGAUUUUUACCCCGUUUGCGAACUAAACAUUAUAUAGUG